AUGGAAAACUCAUCUCUCAAUAAGGCCCACCAGCAACAAAGGCGUGCCGAAGCUUUGUUGCGGCAAAAAAAAUUCGACGAAUGCAUAGAAUGCCACAAGCAAGCUGUCGAGUACCUCGAAGACUCUCUCAAAUUAACCGAGAACCCGCGAGCCCUCGAGUCCCUGCGCCUCCAAAUAGCCUCUCAUCAGAAACAAAUAGAACUAGUCAAAAUGAAAAUCGCCCAAACGCAGAUAAACAACAGCAGAAAAGCCGCUCAGUUACAGAAACGAAAGAUUUCAAUGCCCAGCAGCGAUGGGGACUUGGAAGGCAGCGAAGAGGGCUUAGAAGCUGCUAUAUAUCGCACUAUUGAAGUCCACGAUUCGUUAAUCGAUUACCUCGGUAAACGCGGAGGUAGCGAUAACGAUAGCGUAAAAUCGUAUUCGGCGAGUGAUAACGAAGAGAAAUUAGAGAAGGAAACGGCUCAAAUCAUUGGCUGUAAACACCCGAAGGACGAUGCCGAUAUAAUCGAGGAAUUGAAAGUACUCAGCGGGCAGCUCAGGGACUCCGUUAAAUGCCUUCUACUACAACUCGACGACAGGAAUAAGGAGAUUGAGAAAUUGAAAAGCACCAUUAGGAUUUUAGAAAGCGAAAAGCAAAAAGCUUGCCAAGCAAAAAAUAAUGCGAGCUUAAAAGUCGUUACCGAUUCAUCGGGGGGCACGUCUCCGUACAUAUAUUCACCUUGUAGUGAACUAAGUCCGGAUAUUGUAAACGAUUGUAGAAGCUUACCCCCGCUUGCGCCCCUCGAAAUGCCGAAUUUCGAUUUUUUCGAUUUUAUUAAAAGCAGUAAUAGCAAUGCUGCCGGUAACGAGUGA
Phyllotreta striolata is the source of this 852-nucleotide messenger RNA. The record is from the annotation of a GenBank genome assembly. Lineage: Eukaryota; Metazoa; Arthropoda; Insecta; Coleoptera; Chrysomelidae.